Pan troglodytes (chimpanzee) is the source of this 4681-nucleotide messenger RNA. It is a transcript of the gene SPACA6, whose product is annotated as sperm acrosome associated 6. Gene Ontology annotation, biological process: fusion of sperm to egg plasma membrane involved in single fertilization. The coding region runs from base 3509 to 4612 and encodes 367 amino acids. The record is from RefSeq and is a predicted model, not a curated record. The transcript has 8 exons. NCBI's taxonomy places the organism in Eukaryota, Metazoa, Chordata, Mammalia, Primates, Hominidae.
CGAGGAGGAGGGGGAGGUUGUCUGGGCUGCCAGACAGGCCAGGGUCAGCGGCGGGGGCAGGAGAUGUCUGGAGGAGGAGAGGCCCAGCAUCCAUGCUCCCUCGGGGACUCGGGAUUCCAGGUCCCAGACCCCUCCUCCCUCAGAUCUGGGAGUACACCACCCAGUCCCCCACCCAUUCCAAAAUCCGAGCCCCCAGCCCCCUUUUUUCCAGGAUCCAGGAGUCUGAGCCCCCAGUCUGUUCUCUCAGACCAGGGAAUCCACACUCCAGCCCCUAACUCCUUCAAAACCCCAGAGUUCAGAACCUCAGCCCCUCUUCCCAAGGAGCGCGGCCCCCAACCCUCUGUUCCUCUAGAACCCAAGCGUUCAGGCUCCGGCAUCUUUCUCCCUUUGAAGCCUGCAGUUCUGGGGAUCCCCAGGCCCCUCCUCCUCCGGAACCCAGGAGUCCCCACCUCCUCUUUAGCCCCAGCUGGAGUCCAGCCCUCCAGGGGUUAAGGGGGCGGGACCAGCUAGUUGCCAUGGUGCCAGACUGUUUGGGUCUGCUCUCUGACCCUUGGGGGCUCCCCAGGGUCCGCAGAGAGGGGGAGGGGGACCUAGGCCUGGGGGAAGUCCAGAGCCUACCCCUUCCCCAAAGCCGGGCUAUGGGCCCAGGGAGUUCGCGUUUCCACCAACGCCUUGUCCAGUGACCUUGAACAAGUCCUGACCCUUCUCUCUCCGCCUCAGUUUCCCCAAGGAGACACUGGUUGGCGGGUGGGGGAGAUGCUUAGGUCCGGGGAAUCUUUGAGAUUCUCGGCUUCCCCUCUCCCCUCACCCUCCUCCUCAGGCCCCAGGCAGCCCCGGGGCAUGCUGGGAACCCAGGCCUGGGCUCCGGGCCAGGUUGGUGUGGGGGGGUGGGGGCGGGGGCAGCCUCCUCCCUUCCCCUUCCUCCCCACCUUGGCCUGACUCUCGCCCCCGCCUGAGGGUCUGGGAGGUUGGGAAGGAGGGAAGGGGGAAGAGAGCUGGGACCGUAGACCCGUCUCCGGCCCCCGCCUCCCCCCUUUCCUUCUCCGCCCCUUUCCCGCCUCUCCUCCCCCUCCUCAGCAGGUCGCUACCCCAGCCCUGGGCCCCUUCUCAAACCACCCCCACCCCACCCCCAGCUCCAGACCUGGCUCGAGCUGCGAGGGGGAGGGAGAGAGGGAAGGAGAAAAGAGAGAGAAGGGAGGGAGACCCAAAGAGAGAAGGGGGAGGGGAGGAAAGAGAGAGACCUAAGAGGGAGGGAAGGAGAGAGAGAGGGAGAGAGACAGAGACUGAGAGAGAGCAGGAGACGGAGGUGAGGGAUGGAGAGAGGGAAGGGGCGGAGGGAGCGGAAGUGAGGAAAGACAUCCGAGAAAAGGGGGUGGAGAAGGGUGAGAAAGAGGAGAGAGAGAGACUGAGAGAGGGCCAGAGAGAGAAUGAGAGAGACAAAGAGGGGGAAGGGGGAGAAGGGGAGGAUGAAAGACAGAAGGUAGAGGAAAAGAAGGAGAAAGAGGGGGAGAGAAGGAAGAAAAGAGAAGCGGGGAGAGGAGAGAGGCGAUGGGCGGAGAGAGAAGCCAGCGCAGAGCCAGGGAGGGAUGUCCUGAUGCAGGAGGAGGCUGGGAACCAGGGAAGGUGGAAAGAAAGAGGGAGAGAGAAAAAGGCAGGGCCAGAGAGACCUGGACUGCGAGAAAGGAACGGGAAGGUGCGCCUGGAGCAGGGGCAGCGAGAACCAGACAGUCCAGGAGGAGGGGCUGGGCACGGGAGAGACCCCAGCUGGAGGGGCUCUGAGCCCAGGGGUGGGGAGGGUGGGUGCUGGGUCCCGGGGUCCAGAAGCUGGAGAAGGCUGGGGACACCUCCUGGAUUCAAGAGGGAGGACAGAGAUGGGGCUGGGCAGACUUUGGGAGCCUCUUCCCCUCUCUGAGGCUCAGCCCCCUCACCUGCCAAAUGGGGAUGCUGAGGGCACCUCGCUCUCUGGAGUGGGAGGUGUCAGGGAGAGGACUGGUGCCCAAGGCCUGGUAUGGGGUCAGCGCUGGGAGAUUGUGGCUGUCAUAGUUGUAAAUGACCCAAAGAAGGGAGGAGAGAGGAAAGAAAGCACCUAGGGAGGCUCUGAUGGUUGGCUAGCCCCUGGCCUCCUUAGCCCUGGGCGUGGAGUCUCUGCAGACUGACAGGAGGGUAGGUAGGAAGCAGGUGUGCCCAAAGGGCCAAAUUACAAGACAAAUGAGGUUCCCUCCCAGCCGGCACCCAGGAAGCCAGGUUUUCUAUCAGGCCAUGCCUUCCCCAGGAGGCCUGCCUGGCCGGAGGGAGGAGGGGCUGGAGGCAGGGACUCCUGGGUCUCUGGGGAGAAGGAGGCUUUGGAUCUGGACUCAUGAGUCUGAGGGAGGAAGGGGCUGAGUCCUUGGAUUCCAGGAACAUUUGGGGAGAAAAGGGCCAGAGGCCUGGAUUCCUGGGUCUGUGGUGAGGAAGGGCCUAGACUUCUGGGUUCUUUAGGAAGGAGGGGGAUGAGGGUCUUGACUCCAGGGUCCCUGAUGAGGAAGGGGCUGAGGGCCUGGACUCUUGGGUUCCUUGGGGAGGAGGGGCCGGGGGCCCGGACUCCUGGGUCCUGGCACCCACCCGUAGAACCGACCUUGCGGGGCCUUCGCCGCACACAAGCUCGUGUCUGUGGGUCCGUGUCGGGGGCUCACCAUCGCGGCUGGGGCCUCCCCGGCCCUCCCCCCCAUCCCUGGUCCUCCUGGUCCCUGUCUGUCUGUCUGUCGGGUCUGUCCACCUGCCGCGCCCCCCGGGCUGAGGUAGGAGGUUGUAUAGUUGAGGAGGACACCCAAGGAGAUCACUAUACGGCCUCCUAGCUUUCCCCAGGCUGCGCCCUGCACGGGACUGGGCCCGGCGGGGACCCCCAGCCCCACUCGGGGACCCUUAGCCCCACUGGGCUGCCCCAGGGACCCUGGGAGGAAGAGCCGGGCUCUUUUCUGUCCUUGUCCCUGCAUCCCCUCCUUCCCCUGAAAUCUGUUUUCCUUCCCUGUCUGUCUCUCCAUCUCUGCUGUGUCUCUGUGGCUUCUGUGUCUCUUUCACAGUGGAUCCUCUGACUCCCUCUUAUUCUGGCUUUCUAGGUCUCUGCCCCUCCCGAUAUCUCUCUGUGUCUCUAUUUCUGUCGUUUUUGGUCUUUCUGUCCUGGCUCUCAGAAUGUCUCUGUGCCCAUCUCCAUCUCUGACCCCCACCCCAGGGUCUACCGGGCCACCGCACACCAUGUUGCCAGUCUCUAGGUCCCUGAGACCCUUUAACCUGUGAGGACAUCCAGGGUCACAGGUGAGGUUCUUGGGAGCCUGGUGUCUGGCCCAACCACACACCUGGGGAAUUGCUGGCCUGACCUCUGACCCCUGACUCCUCAUACCCUUCCUCCAGAGCAUGACAUUUGACCACCAACUGAAACCUGACCUCUGACCCCAGACCACUGGCCCUUCCCCCGCCCUGUGGUGACUUCAUAAAGGUUACUAGCUUCUCCCUUGGCCUUGAGACCCACACGAUGGCCCUGCUGGCCCUGGCCAGUGCCGUCCCGUCUGCCCUGCUGGCCCUGGCUGUCUUCAGGGUGCCCGCCUGGGCCUGUCUCCUCUGCUUCACAACCUACUCUGAGCGCCUCCGCAUCUGCCAGAUGUUUGUUGGGAUGCGGAGCCCCAAGCUUGAAGAGUGUGAGGAGGCCUUCACGGCCGCCUUCCAGGGCCUCUCUGACACCGAAAUCAACUAUGAUGAGAGAAGCCACCUGCAUGACACCUUCACCCAGAUGACCCAUGCCCUGCAGGAGCUGGCUGCUGCCCAGGGAUCCUUUGAGGUUGCCUUCCCUGAUGCUGCGGAGAAAAUGAAGAAGGUCAUUACACAGCUUAAAGAAGCCCAGGCUUGCAUCCCUCCCUGCGGUCUCCAGGAGUUCGCCCGGCGUUUCCUCUGCAGCGGGUGCUACUCUAGGGUCUGCGACCUCCCGCUGGACUGCCCAGGUGAGGGGGCGGGGCCUCGGGGUGCAGGAGGCCAACCUGAGAAACGGGACCAGAGCACCGAGGGGCAUAAGCUGGUGGCGAGGCCAGACGUGGUCGGGGCCCAGCGAGUGAACCCUGCUCCGUCUUCAGUUCAGGAUGUGACAGUGACUCGGGGCGACCAGGCUAUGUUUUCUUGCAUCGUAAACUUCCAGCUGCCAAAGGAGGAGAUCACCUAUUCCUGGAAAUUCGCAGGAGGAGGUCUCCGGACUCAGGACUUGUCCUAUUUCCGAGAUAUGCCGCGGGCCGAAGGAUACCUGGCGCGGAUCCGGCCGGCUCAGCUCACGCACCGCGGGACGUUCUCCUGCGUGAUCAAGCAAGACCAGCGCCCCCUGGCCCGGCUCUACUUCUUUCUUAACGUGACGGGACCGCCCCCGCGGGCGGAGACAGAGUUGCAGGCCUCGUUCCGGGAAGUGCUGCGCUGGGCGCCGCGGGAUGCCGAGCUGAUCGAGCCCUGGAGGCCCAGCCUGGGCGAGCUGCUGGCCAGGCCCGAGGCUCUGACGCCCAGCAACCUGUUCCUGAUUGCAGUCCUCGGGGCCCUCGCAUCAGCGAGUGCGACAGUGUUGGCGUGGAUGUUCUUUCGAUGGUACUGCAGUGGCAACUAACAAAGGUAUCUCUUUCCUCCUUCCCUAUCCUAUUUCCAUCCUGAAAAUAAAGAAUAUAUUUCAACUCUA